This is a messenger RNA of Pseudomyrmex gracilis, 913 nucleotides long. RefSeq names its product probable 28S ribosomal protein S25, mitochondrial (gene mRpS25). The transcript has 3 exons. Bases 207 to 722 code for a protein of 171 amino acids. The record is from RefSeq and is a predicted model, not a curated record. NCBI's taxonomy places the organism in Eukaryota, Metazoa, Arthropoda, Insecta, Hymenoptera, Formicidae. Gene Ontology annotation, cellular component: mitochondrion. Gene Ontology annotation, molecular function: structural constituent of ribosome.
GCAGUUGGUAGAACCGGUAUGUGUGACUUGCUUGCUGCACUUUCUCUCUUCUGUUUCCUUCUUUAACGCAGUCAUUUACAUAUGUCUAUUUCACUUUGAGUGCAAAGUGCUAUUCUCUAAUUUCACGAUGGUGUAACGGUUCGUAACCUGUCUUCAACAGCAUAAAUUCGCUGUGUACGAAUAAACAAUAAAUAAAAUCACGCAAGAUGCCUUUUAUGAUAGGUAAAGAGCCUGUGCGACGCACAGUGCAGUAUUUAGCUUCCGGUCGGUUAGUCCUGAAGGAUAAGAUACAAAUAUUGUCUAUAAAUUAUAAUUCGCAUGGAAGGCAUCACAAAGGCACAAGAGAGUUUGUAUUUUGGCACUUACCGCAGUUACAGUACAAAAAUCCAACUGUACAAGUGGUUACCUUCAAAAAUCUAACACCAUCACCAUUCAUAAAAUGCUAUUAUGAGGAUGGAAGGACAAUGUUGAUAGAUGCAGAUAAUAAGUCUAAAGAUGAAAUUCUUGAACAUCUCGUAAAAGUAAUUGGAAAAUCAGAGGAGACAUUGAUAAAAGAAGCUAUAGCUAAAGAACAAAAACAGAAUCCAGCAAAUUUCGGAGUAGGAUGUGAAAAGAAUUGUAUAUGUCACAUACCAGGACAAGUGCCGUGUCCCGGUGUAGUGCCUUUGCCAUAUCACAUGCGUGGCAAGUACAAAGUUGAACAACUUCAGAAUAAAGAAUAGACAUAGUUAUUUAGUUAAAAGUUCUUGUAUUAUAAUUGUACAUGUAUUAAAUGUUUCUAAACCUAAGAUAAUGGAAGUAAUUUGUAUGUUAUGUAUCUUGUUCCAAUGCAGUUGUCACACAUACUUUGCACAUUUAUUAUAAAAAAGAUUCCUGUUUUAUGAAAAUACACACAUACACACAUUGAUGUAUA